This is a messenger RNA of Penicillium chermesinum, 2004 nucleotides long. RefSeq names its product fungal specific transcription factor domain-containing protein. The transcript has a single exon. Lineage: Eukaryota; Fungi; Ascomycota; Eurotiomycetes; Eurotiales; Aspergillaceae. Gene Ontology annotation, biological process: positive regulation of transcription by RNA polymerase II; DNA-templated transcription. The record is from RefSeq and is a predicted model, not a curated record. Bases 1 to 2004 code for a protein of 667 amino acids. Gene Ontology annotation, molecular function: DNA-binding transcription factor activity, RNA polymerase II-specific; zinc ion binding; sequence-specific DNA binding.
AUGGCUACUAUUGGUCUGACCUUUAUUCCUCAGUGUGAUCUCUUAUUUCCCAAAUGCUCCACCUGUGAAGCCGCUCGUGCGCCCUGUCUGAAAUUUGACAAUGAGAAACAAGCUGAGAUACCUCGAGGCUAUGUCCUGACUCUUGAAUCGCAAGUAAAACAGCUCAAGCUAGAAAUUGCGGAGCUGAAGGCUGAGAAGCAUAAUGAAGCCGGUCAACCAGGCUUUGUCUGCGAAAGAACUGACACCGGCUACAGCUGCAGUCCAAGUAGCCGAACGACUGCUACCGCUACGACAGAGUCAGUCACAUCUGACCCUCAGGAGAUGGUGAAAUCGAUGGGGCUCGUGCUCCUAGAGAGCAGCAAUCAUACGCAAUUUAUGGGAACAAGUAGCGGUGUUUCCUUUGCAAAAUUGGUACUCGCCUCAAUCAAGCAUGAUAUUCCCCUGGCUGGGGCAGAGUCACCAGAGCGGCAACGACAACAUCGACCAACGCCAACUGAACCAUCGACAAUUGUGACAUCGCUUCCGCCACGACAUGCCGCAGACCACAUAGCAAGGGCGUAUUUCUCAUAUCGGACCCCACAUCUUCCUAUUCUUGAGCAAAAGUCGGUUGAAAUUAUCUUCAACAGAGUUUACGAUCAGCCACUGAAUUGCUCAAGAAGGGUUGCAGAGCAUGACAUGUUCAUCACAUACAUGGUCUUAGCGAUCGGCCUAUUCAGUAUGUCAACCCGUGGAGGGUCUCGACCUCAACAGAGUGAAGGCUGCUUCAAUGCAGCUUUGCAGCGGGUUGAUACGCUGCUAUCUUAUUCCUCCGGUGACCUGGACACGCUGACAACAUUGAUACUUAUCGCACAAUACCUUGUCCUCAAUCCAUCCAGAGGUAACCUGUGGCAACUAACCGGUGUCAUUCUCCGCCUAUGUGUCGAUACUGGGUUACACUGGGAAACAGAGACAAUCCUCGCCUUCCCUGAAGCUCUUCUAAACAAAAGAAGAAGAUUAUACUGGGCAGCCUACGGACUUGACCGAUUCCUUUGCAUUAACCUCGGUCGUCCGUUCGGAAUUGCUGAGCAGAGCAUGAGCACACGCCUUCCGGAUCCAUAUAUUUCAGAAGCUGCCGAUGGUUAUGAAUCCGGGAAAUUGGAAGUCCUCCAUCAAAGGCUUGCAAACCAUAUCAUCAAGCUUUACAGGCUCCAGUCAGAAAUCAAGCACGUGCUUUAUCACCAGAUACAAGGGGCCACUGUCGCUUAUCCGCGCCCAAACUACAAUUUAUGGUUCCGGGAUAUUCAAAGUAGACUUCGCGCAUGGCAUGAUGAAAUACCGGCAGCAAAGCAGUGUGACUCAGAGUGUAUAUAUGCUCAGCAAGCAUGGUGGGAAGCUAGCUUUAGCGGGACAGUCCUGCUUCUUCAUCGACCAAACCCUCUUGUCGCCAAUCCGUCUUCGGAAUCCUUGAAAACUUGUUAUGAUACGGCUUGUCGCUGCAUCAGGGCGAUAAAAACACUCCAGCGAGAAGGACAUAUCACCAUCGUUUGGGAAUCUGUGCACCAGCUAUUCAUGGCUGGUCUGACAAUUAUAUAUUGCAUGUGGCAGUCCCCUCAAAUCCGAGAAAGCACCUCAGUUGUCGACUUCGCGACGGUGUCUCAGGAUUGUGCUGUCGCCUUGACUGCAUUGGUGGAGUAUUUUCCUGAGGCCAAGGGGUGCCGGGACGCCUUUGAACUUGUUACUUCUGCCACGCUGAGAUGGCUGGGCACAAAAGCAGAAGACAAUGGCUUGGACUGCCAUGGCUCAAUUUUGAACCACGAGAUUGAUCUCGUACGAGAGCUUAUGCCUUUCUCUACAGCUAGAUGGCAAAUACACGACCCCGGUAGCAUCUUCCCGGACGAACCAUUUGAGCUCGCAAACUUCCUGAGCGAGGCUGCUCAAUACCAUCGACCCUGGGAUUUAACAAGUGACUUCAGUUUAGAUGACCUCAUGGGAGAUUUUUCAUCCAUUGAGGGAGGUUUUAGUUAA